GUUCCAGGCUCAGGGACCAGUUCCAGAAGGCCAAACCUGGUGGAUACUACAAGAGAGCUUGGCAGCGGGAGCCUAAGUAAGUAAGCGUCUCCAGCUUGGAAAUAAAUCUGCCCUGCAGGGCUGAGUGGGAGAGGAUCCCUCUUCACUAUUGCUCUCUGAACACGCAGUGUGGCAAGAUUUUCACCUCAGCCCCAGAUCUGACAGGACUUGACCCGACCCCUCUGCUCCUUAGCAUAAUCUCAGUUCCUAGAAAGGAGAAAGUCCCGCCCCUGCUUGGGGACAGCCCCCAGAGACUGGCCUCUUGACCGAGGACGAGGGUUGAAGCAACUACACUACCCCUUUUCCCAGAGCCUCAGCCCCGCCCACCUUCCCCUCAUAAACCACCUAGCCGGCCCGCCCUACACCUUCCACUCCAGUGGCUGCGUCUAGCCUGUUGGUCCCGUCCCAUACGCCUGACCUGCUCCACCCCGGCCCGGGACCCAGUGGUGCCAUCACCAACACCGCUGCCAGGUGAGAGGCUCCAGUGUCCACCCCAGGGCUGAGCUGCUGCAGGUCGUGGCUGUUGGGACACACAGCCCAGGCUCAGAAAAGAACGCUCUUCAGGGGUACCUGCUGUGGGCUGAGACCCGGCUUUCGUGGGGCCACUCUCUGCUUAUUCCUGCUGUACCCUCUCCACAGCUCUGCCUGAAGUUUGCCCUGACGUGAGGAAUGUGGGGGACCCUGCUCCCAAGCCACUUACCUGUCUUUAUGGGGAGAACUCUGUUAAAUGGCCCUGAACUGGACCUCUAAACUGAGAAGGCAGGAGGUGGAGGGACCAGUACAGUGUUUGGGGCUUGGGGUAGGGACAGGUGUACACUUAGGGAACAGUGCAUUUCCUCAGAUGGAUCCUCAAGGGAUUCUCCACUGGACAUUGUUUUUGGAUGUGAUUGGGGAGUGUUUAUAGCAAGGUGAAGAGGUUUUUUUCUCUGCAGUAUGGGGUGUUUCUUUCUGCAGUAUGGGGCAUCUCGGGGUUAGAAUAAGAUUAUCUCGGUCACCUAUCUGGUACUGAAUCAAUUUCUCUGAAUAGAGUUUCUGGAUGGGUAGGAUGGGCAUCCUGGGCCCAGAGAUCUGAGUGGGUUAGAGCAUCCCCUGCCUUUUCUUCAUAGGCACAAUGGAAGGUCCUCGCUCAGACGUGGGCCGCUGGGGUGGGAACCCCUGGCAACCCCCUACCACGCCAUCGCCAGAGCCGGAGCCAGAGCCAGACAGACGCUCGCGUUCCCGCCGAGGAGGAGGAGGCCGCUCCUUCUGGGCUCGCUGCUGCAGCUGUUGCUCGUGCGGGAACAGAGCUGAUGAUGACUGGGGGCCUGAACCUUCUGGCUCCAGAAGCCGAGGGUCCAGCUCUCGGGGUGGCCGGAGACCCGAGUCUCGGGGCAGCGCUGUGAACGCAGCUGGAGAUGGCAUCAUCCGAGAGGGAAUGCUGGUUGUGACUGGCGUGGAUCUGCUGUGCUCACGCUCAGACCAGAACCGCCGAGAGCACCACACGGAUGAGUUUGAGUAUGAUGAGCUGAUUGUGCGCCGAGGGCAGCCUUUCCACAUGGUCCUCAUCCUGAACCGAGAAUAUGAGUCCUCUGAUCGCAUUGCCCUGGAGCUGCUCAUCGGAAACAGUCCUGAGGUGGGCAAGGGUACCCACGUGAUCAUCCCAGUAGGCAAGGGGGGCAGCGAUGGCUGGAAAGCCCAAGUGACCAAGGCCAGUGGACAUAACCUCAACCUACGCGUCCAUACCUCCCCUAAUGCCAUCAUCGGCAAAUUUCAGUUCACUGUCCGCACACGCUCAGAAGCUGGAGAGUUCCAGUUGCCCUUCGACCCUCGCAAUGAGAUCUACAUUCUCUUCAACCCCUGGUGUCCAGAGGACUUAGUGUACGUGGACCAUGAGGACUGGCGGCAAGAAUAUGUGCUUAACGAGUCUGGACGAAUCUACUAUGGAACAGAGGCACAGAUUGGUGAACGGACCUGGAAUUAUGGCCAGUUUGAUCACGGGGUGCUGGAUGCCUGUCUGUACAUCCUGGAUCGGAGAGGGAUGCCCUAUGGAGGUCGUGGGGACCCAGUCAGCGUCUGCCGGGUCAUCUCUGCCAUGGUGAACUCCCUGGAUGACAAUGGAGUCCUGAUUGGGAACUGGACUGGCGAUUACUCUCGAGGCACCAACCCCUCAGCGUGGGUGGGCAGCGUGGAGAUCCUGCUUAGCUACCUACGUACCGGCUAUUCUGUGCCCUAUGGCCAAUGCUGGGUCUUUGCUGGUGUUACCACCACAGUGCUGCGAUGCCUGGGCUUUGCCACCCGAACUGUCACCAACUUCAACUCUGCCCAUGACACAGACACAUCCCUCACUAUGGACAUCUACUUUGAUGAAAACAUGAAGCCACUAGAGCAUUUGAACCAUGAUUCUGUUUGGAACUUCCAUGUAUGGAAUGACUGCUGGAUGAAGAGGCCAGACCUGCCCUCAGGCUUCGAUGGGUGGCAGGUUGUGGAUGCCACACCCCAGGAGACCAGCAGUGGCAUCUUCUGCUGUGGCCCCUGCUCCGUGGAGUCCAUCAAGAACGGCUUAGUCUACAUGAAGUAUGACACACCCUUCAUUUUUGCCGAGGUGAAUAGUGACAAGGUGUACUGGCAGCGGCAGGAUGAUGGCAGCUUCAAGAUCGUGUACGUGGAGGAAAAAGCCAUCGGCACACUCAUUGUCACAAAGGCAAUCAGCUCCAACAUGCGAGAGGACAUCACCCACACCUAUAAGCACCCAGAAGGCUCAGAAGCAGAGCGGAGAGCUGUCGAGAAGGCUGCUGCCCAUGGCAGCAAACCCAAUGUGUAUGCCACCCGGGACUCUGCUGAGGAUGUGGCCAUGCAGGUGGAGGCCCAGGAUGCUGUGAUGGGGCAGGAUCUGACAGUCUCUGUGGUGCUGACCAAUCGUGGCAGUAGCCGCCGCACUGUGAAGCUACACCUCUACCUCUCUGUCACCUACUACACCGGUGUCACUGGGUCUACCUUCAAGGAGACCAAGAAGGAAGUGGCACUGGCCCCAGGAGCCUCGGACUCUGUGACCAUGCCUGUGGCCUACAAGGAAUACAGGCCCCACCUUGUGGACCAGGGAGCAAUGUUGCUCAAUGUCUCAGGCCAUGUCAAGGAGAGUGGGCAGGUGCUAGCCAAGCAGCACACCUUCCGUUUGCGUACCCCAGACCUGUCUCUUACGUUACUGGGAGCAGCAGUAGUUGGCCAGGAAUGUGAAGUACAGAUCGUGUUCCAGAACCCCCUGCCUGUCACCCUCACCAACGUUGUCUUCCGGCUUGAAGGUUCUGGGUUACAGAGACCCAAGGUCCUCAACGUUGGGGACAUCGGGGGUAAUGAGACGGUCACGUUGCGCCAGACAUUUGUGCCUGUGCGACCAGGCCCCCGCCAGCUCAUUGCCAGCCUGGACAGCCCACAGCUCUCCCAAGUACAUGGUGUCAUCCAAGUGGACGUGGCCCCAGCCUCUGGAGGUGGAGUUUUCUCAGAUGCUGGAGGUGAUAGUCGCUUGGAGGAAAGCAUACCCAUGGCAUCUCGAGGUGGAGCUUAGCCCCAGGCAGGAGCAAUGAGACUGGAAUCAAAUGAAAAAGGACAUUGCCCCAACAUGGGGGACCACCACAAAGUAGCUCCCCAGGCUCAGGCAGGAAGGCUGGGCACCUGGGGAGGCAGUGGAUCUUCACCUGUGCUGAUAAUAAACUGUUUUUUUUUUUUAAAAGGAAGAUGCUAUUUAGUAUACCUACCUGUCAGUCUAGGCCAAGAAGUAUGGAGUCACACUGUGCCGGAGAUUAUGUGGCAUUUUUUGAAGCCCUGGUUCAAAAUUGUGGCCGGAAGGUAAUAGUGCCAUGUCAGCCACCCUUGAGAUAAAGCUUGCUUAGUGUCAUGGCCACCACACCUAGCCCAAACUGUAUUUUCAAAUAUUCUUGAAUAAAUUGGGCCUGAGAGCACAGGCCUGUGAUCCCAGUUACUUGGGAAUUAGGAGGAUCUAAAGUUUAAGAGCUGACUGAGUGACAGCGUGAGUUCAAGGUCAGCCUAGGGAACUUAGGGAGGCCCUGUCUCAAAAUCAAAAGUGAAAAGAGCCCUGGUAAUAUAGCUCAGGAAUGUGGGCACAGUAUUUGCCUGGUAUGCUUAAAACCCCUGUACUAGAAAAACAAACAAACAAACAAACAAACAAAAAAACUUAAUUGUUUAUAGAAGUGAUUAUGUUAAUUGUUAAAAGUUAAUAAAUAACAGGGCCAGCAGGGUGGGUGAAGAUGCUGUUAUCAAGACUGACGACCUAAGUUCCAUCCCAGGACCCACUGGGUAGAAGGAGGGAGCCCAUUCCAGUUCCCACAAGUUAUCCUCUGACCCCCACAUAUGCACCACAUGGCAGCAUUCAGAAGCCUAAGGCAGGAGAAUCGUGAGCUUGAGCUACACAUCAAGAUCCUACCUCAAAAAAGCACACAAGCAGCCAAGCAUGAUGCCACCGGUUCAAUCCCAGUACUUCAGGAGACAGAGGCAGGUAGAUUUCUGAGGCCAGCCUGGUCUACAUAGUAAGUUGCAGAGCAGCAAGAGAUACAUAGUGGAAACCCUGUCUCAAAAACAAACAAA
This is a messenger RNA of Onychomys torridus (southern grasshopper mouse), 4617 nucleotides long. It is a transcript of the gene Tgm1, whose product is annotated as transglutaminase 1. Gene Ontology annotation, molecular function: protein-glutamine gamma-glutamyltransferase activity. Lineage: Eukaryota; Metazoa; Chordata; Mammalia; Rodentia; Cricetidae. Gene Ontology annotation, biological process: peptide cross-linking. The transcript is spliced from 14 exons. The coding region runs from base 1151 to 3580 and encodes 809 amino acids. The record is from RefSeq and is a predicted model, not a curated record.